Mytilus trossulus (common blue mussel) is the source of this 4516-nucleotide messenger RNA. RefSeq names its product ATP-dependent DNA helicase Q4-like. Lineage: Eukaryota; Metazoa; Mollusca; Bivalvia; Mytilida; Mytilidae. Gene Ontology annotation, cellular component: chromosome; nucleus; cytoplasm. The record is from RefSeq and is a predicted model, not a curated record. The coding region runs from base 186 to 4331 and encodes 1381 amino acids. The transcript has 22 exons. Gene Ontology annotation, molecular function: four-way junction helicase activity; 3'-5' DNA helicase activity; ATP binding. Gene Ontology annotation, biological process: double-strand break repair via homologous recombination.
UGUUGUCUUACCUACGAAUAUCAACAUUUUAAAAUCGGAAACCAGUUAUGUUUUAUUAAAUAUUGCGGGAAAAAGAACUUGUUGACAAAUGGUUCAAAACAUCUCCAACAUGAAUAUAUACGUACACUGGUUGUAAGUUUUCAGAUGUAUUUAUAAAAAAAGAUCAUGAAUUAGAAUGAAACAAGAUGUCUGGAAACAGUUAUGAUGAAGCUCAAAAACUGAAAAAGAAUCUGAAGAAAUGGGAAGCUGAUUUUAUAUCAGAGCAUGACAGAAAACCUAAAAAGGAAGAUAUUGAUGCAGCUCCACAAAACAUACAAGACACAUACAAAGAUUAUAACAAGCUUAAGCGUCAGAUUCAGGAAAGAUUAGACAAGAAGAAAUCAAGUCAAAGCAGUGAAAAAGAUCAUUUAGAAGAAGGACAUGAUCAAAAUCAAAACAUUUCUAACCAUUCCACACCAGGAAGCAAGGAAGGGGAGAUAAGAAGGGACAAAUCUUUUGAAGAAGAAAAACAAACAGAUGAAAAUGUGCCUGAUGUUUGGAGUAGAGAAUUUGAUAAAAAGAAAAAUGAGGUUACCGGUAACAAGACUGUUGGGCAAACUGAUUCAACAGGAAAAAAAUCUAAUCAGUAUCUACAAAAACUAAGCAGUAAAUUGUUUGAUGGGUCUAAGAAAAUGGGUAAUGCUAGACCAACUUACAGGCGUUCUGAACCAGUAGUUGUUCGGAAAGAGUUAAAAAAUAAUAAUGACAAGGAGAAGAAGACUGACAUUUAUGACCAUCCCAUCUCAGAGGAAAAUUUUAAAAUAAAAAAUGAGCUUUUUGAAAAAGCUGCCUCUUUUGUCAAUAAAAAACAGAUACCGACUGAUUAUGAUUCAGAACAUGUAAUUUACCAUGAUAAGUUCAAGGUCAAACCAAAGACAAACCUUUCACAAUUUUCUCAGAGUUUUUGUGAUAAUGACUUGAAUGAAAGUGGAACUACUGGUCAGGCAUGGGAUGAAGUUGAUCACAUGACACCAUUUGCUGACGAAUCUGAUAAAUAUUCGUCAAAAGGUGUAAGUGAAGAUCCAGCUUUUGUUGAAAAAUCUCCGAAAAAAUUUGAUAGUGCAAAGAAUUUAAAUAUGAAAGAUGGACAGAGUCCUGAUUUAACCAUCAAACAUGAUCACUUUGUUUCUGAUCAUGAUGAACCAAUGGAUGUUGAUGAUAAGAGCGAUAGUGCUAAUGUACGCAGGGUGAGGAAACCAGUUAGUAGAAUGAAGAAGAAAAGUAUUUCUGAAAAUAAUGAAAAUGAAGAUAUGAAUAAAGAAGACACAAUGAAACUCUCUGAGAAUCAAAAAAAAAAUAAAGAAGACACAAUGCAACUCUCUUGUAAUAUGUUUAAUUUUGAUGCUCCUGAGGAUGAUGUACCUAUUAUACCAAAGCAUGGGAAAAGAAAAGCAGACGACAGUUCAGAUGGACCCAGUAAAAAAAGGAAAAUAAAAGUUGUUGACGAAGACACCAAAGACAGUGUUGAAGGAGUUGAUGAUGAAGAAAAGCCAAAGGCAAAAAAAUCUUAUGCACCAGCAAGGAAUAAAGCAGCCUCUUCAUCAUCAGAAAAUUUUGUGCGACUAAAUAUGAAAAUAAAGACAUAUAAAAGGAAAGGAAAGAAAGGCAUGACGGGACCACAAAUGAGAAGAUUUCAAUGGAAACAGAAAAUGAAGUCUCGCAGCAAAAGUUACGGAGAUAAAUGUUUUAAAUGUGGACAGGAAGGACAUUGGGCUAAUAAGUGUAAAGGUCAAGGUAAAGCAAAGGAAGAAAUCGAUGAUAAGCCACCAGUUCUGGAGGAAAAUUUCCCAACCCUGAAACAAGCUACAAUGAUGGCUAAAGGUGUUAAGAUGGAUGUCCAAGAAAAUAAAAGAAAAGCAAAAGUAAAGAAAUCUGAAGAAACAGAAGACAACCAAGAAGAAAAAGAAGAAGAAGAUUUUGAUGAUCUAGAUGUAGAAGCAGGAGUUGUCAGAAAUACCAGAGAACAACCAGACACGCCUCCACCCAUGGAACCAUUCUUUACAAAGGAAGAAUCCACAUCACAAGAUAUUCCAGAAUCUGUAAGAAAAGGACUGAAGAUGUUUGGUUAUGAAAGGUUUAGACAUGGACAAGAGAAAGCAGUAUUGAGGAUAUUGUCAGGUAAAUCUACAAUGGUGAUAUUAUCAACAGGGGGAGGUAAAUCAUUGACGUACCAGCUGCCAGCUGUUCUGUAUGCUGAGAAAUCUACAUGUUUUACCCUUGUUAUCUCACCACUUGUGUCUUUAAUGGAAGAUCAGAUCACUGGUCUACCCCCAGGAGUGAAAGGUGCUUGUCUCCAUACCAACAUGACCAAGGCCCAACGUGAGUCUGUAAUGGAGUCUGUAAAGGAAGGAAAUGUCCACUUCCUGUUGGUAUCACCUGAGGCUAUAGCUGGAGGAACAAUGUCUGCCUUAACAUCUGCUGCCAAUCUUCCUCCUAUAUCAUUUGUCUGUAUUGAUGAAGCCCAUUGUCUGUCAGAGUGGUCACACAACUUUAGGCCAUCUUAUCUCAGAUUAACAAAGGUUUUAAGAGAGAGGUUUGGUGUAAAGUGUUUCCUUGGUCUUACAGCAACUGCCACAUUGUCAACAGCCGCAGAUGUUGCAAAGCAUCUUGGGAUUGAUAAUAUAGAAGAAGCUGUUGUUCGUGGUCCGCCAGUCCCUAAAAAUCUAUUUCUGUCUGUUUCUAGAGAUGAAAAUAGAGAUGAGUCAUUGAUAGGAUUGUUACAAGGUGACAGAUUUUCAAAUUGUGAAUCUAUUAUUCUGUACUGCACUAGACGUGAUACCACAGAAAGACUAGCAACACUCAUUCGUACAAGUCUUCAGGAUCAGAAGGGAGAGAACUGGACUGGAGAUCGUACAAAAAGAAAAGGUGGAAAGAAACAGUAUAAUUAUUGGGAUGCUGAGAGUUACCAUGCAGGGCUGUCUGCAGCUGCUAGAAAGAGAGUACAGAAUGCAUUUAUGUCUGGUAGACUAAGAGUUGUGGUGGCAACAGUGGCAUUUGGAAUGGGUUUGGAUAAGAGUAAUGUCCGAGGAGUUAUCCAUUACAACAUGCCAAAAAGUUUUGAAAGUUAUGUCCAGGAAAUUGGCAGGGCUGGAAGAGAUGGAAAACCAUCACAUUGCCAUGUGUUUUUAGAUUCAGAGGGAAAAGAUUUAAGCGAGCUAAGGAGACAUACUUUCUCCAACACUGUAGACUAUAGAACAUUAAAGAAGUUCGUAACGAAAGUUUUUACACCCUGUAAAUGUAGAGAGGUUCACACUAGACAUAAACAGGCUUUAAAGGAGAGUACUUCAGAUGAUGCAACGUUAGCCGAGACUGAAGAGUUAUUUGAUGAUUGGGAUGGAGAGGCUAAUGAAACAAAACGACUGUGUUCUGGUCACGAAAGGGCAAUUCCUAUAGACAGCCUUGUUAUGGACCUGGAUGUCAAGGAAGAAGGCAUUUCAACUUUAUUUUGCUAUCUUGAGUUACACCCCCACGAAACUUGGAAACUGGAAAAUCUAACUAAUGUUUACUCCACUUGCAAUAUCCAAUGUUAUGGAGGACCAGCUUUGCUUCAGGAAAUUGCUAAAAAGUGUCCUCCAGUUGCAGUAGCAAUUGCUAAAGCUAAGAAAGAUGGAAUUAACUUUGCAGGGAAAACAGACAUCGACUUCCCAGUUGUUGAGAUUAGUGACUGUAUGGGUUGGGACUCAGGUCCUGUUAAAAGGGAACUUAAAAUGCUUAUGUGGAACAUGUCAGGUUCCAAUGGUCCAAGGAGGACUGGAGUCAUGGUAGAAUUUGCCAAUUUAGCGUUCCACUAUCGUGCACCUGGUGAUUUGACAGAAGAUGAGAUUGAUGACGUCAUCAUGUCAUUACAUACUCGAAUACAGAAGCAAGAAAAAUCAGAACUUACAAACCUCAAGUAUUUGUUCGAUACUUUACAUAGUGUUUCACACAAAAACUUCUGGAUGUGUGCAGAUGAUUUAGACGAAAAGAAAAAUGACAAACUCAAGAUCAUUCUCGAAGAUUAUUUCCAAGAUCAAACUGAUUUUAAGGCAGCAGUUCUAGAUGCAACUGAACCAGAGUUGUCAUCAUACGAGUUGAACCAAGUGUCAUCUGAUAUAAAACAGUUUAUCCAUAUGUACAGCCAGGAACACAAGUUAAAUGGAAGAGCUAUUGCCCGUGUAUUUCAUGGUGUAGCAAGCCCCUGUUUUCCUGCUACUACAUGGGGGCGUGUCAGACGAUUUUGGCGCAGUAACAUUAAUAUAGAUUUCAAUUUGUUGAUCAAGCUUGCAACAAAAUCGUUGAUUCAACUACGGUAAAAGUAGUCCUUUUUGCUGUUGAUUAUUUUUGUAUAUAAAUGUUUAUUAUUCAUGAACUCUGUCAUUUCAGUUGAAAGACAUUAUUACAUUAAGUGCUAGUGAUUAUCUCUGAUUGAUUUACAAUAAAGUUACAAAAAGACAGUAUGAUACAUUCCUGUAUAAAGGUUUUUAGUAUCACAUUUCAA